Messenger RNA from Leptopilina boulardi, 5156 nucleotides. It is a transcript of the gene Ssdp, whose product is annotated as single-stranded DNA-binding protein 3. Lineage: Eukaryota; Metazoa; Arthropoda; Insecta; Hymenoptera; Figitidae. Gene Ontology annotation, biological process: positive regulation of transcription by RNA polymerase II. The transcript is spliced from 14 exons. The record is from RefSeq and is a predicted model, not a curated record. Gene Ontology annotation, molecular function: protein binding; single-stranded DNA binding. Bases 94 to 1365 code for a protein of 423 amino acids. Gene Ontology annotation, cellular component: nucleus.
UGUGUGUCCCCACUCCACGUCCUUGUCGGACAUUACUGAAAACGAGCCGACACGUUCGUGUGUUUACGUCGCGAGGAUUACCAAGCCGUUGCGAUGUACACCAAAGCAAAAGGAUCCGCUGUUCCCUCGGAUGCUCAAGCCAGGGAAAAGUUAGCUUUAUAUGUCUAUGAAUAUUUACUUCACGUAGGAGCCCAAAAAGCAGCACAAGCCUUCUUAUCAGAGAUUCGAUGGGAGAAAAAUAUAACCCUUGGAGAGCCUCCAGGAUUUUUACAUUCUUGGUGGUGUGUGUUUUGGGAUUUGUAUUGCGCAGCUCCUGAACGUCGAGAUUCCUGUGAACACAGCAGUGAAGCCAAAGCUUUCCACGACUAUGGAUUCGUGAAUAGUGGUGGUUAUGGAGUUAAUGGUAUUGCCCACAAUGCCGGACCAGCACCGUCUCCACUUGGACAGAUGCCACCGAAUGAAGGCAUGCCUGGCGGUCCAAUACCACCAGGAUUCUUUUCCAACAACUCGACAAUGCGACCAUCUCCGCCCACACACCCCUCAUCACAGCCAUCCCCCCAGCACCCCCAGCCACCCCCGCCCCCACACACGCAGAUGAUGUCCGCUCAGUAUAUGGGACCAAGGUUUCCAGCUGGACCACGACCAGGAGGAGUGCGAUUGGCACAAAUGGGAAAUGAAUUUAAUGGGCCACCAGGACAACCGAUGAUGCCGAACAGUAUGGAUCCCACAAGACAAGGCGAAGCUGGAGAGUUUGUAGGGUGGCAAGGACCACCGGGUAUGAAUCACAUGACACCAAGAAUGAAUCCACCACCAAGAGGACCUUCAAUGGGAGGACCAAUGGGUCCUGGAAGUUAUGGACAAGGAAUGAGAGGCCCACCACCUAAUAGUAGUUUAGGUCCAGGUGGUCCAGGAGGACCUGGAAUGCCACCCAUGAGUAUGGCUGGACCAGGAGGACGACCUCAAUGGCAACCUAAUACAUCCACGCCGAUGAAUUAUUCUUCGUCAUCGCCGGGCAAUUAUGGCGGACCUCCGGGUUCAAGUGGACCACCAGGUCCAGGAACGCCAAUAAUGCCAAGUCCACAGGACAGCAGUAAUAGUGGAGGAGAAAAUAUGUACACAAUGAUGAAACCUGUACCUGGAGGAAAUAUGCCUGGAGAUUUCCCAAUGAGUGGAGGUCCAGAGGGUGGACCAAUGGGUCCAAUGGGACCUAAUACAAUGGGUCCAGUAAUGAAUGGUGAUGGUCUUGACGGUAUGAAAAAUAGUCCAGCGAAUGGCGGUCCCGGAACACCGCGAGAAGACAGUGGCAGUGGAAUGGGCGAUUACAAUCUUGGUGGUUUUGGUGGUCCUGGAGAAAACUUUUUUUAAACAAUUCGUCCUGGCCUGCAUCUUCCUGGUUAAUCUCGCAUAAUGCGGAGGAUCAUGCGAAUCGCUAACGAGCACAUUUACGUACGUAGAUUUGCACAAAAAAAAAUAAAUAAAUAAACGGUUGUCGAGGCACCCUCCCACUUUUGUGCAACAAAACAAAAAGAAAAACUGAUAAAAUUAAAAAAAAAGCAAAACUUAUCGUGUUGAUCACAUCUCAUUAAGCAUUUGUUGUCAGUUGCACCCAAUUGAAAUAGGCCUAGCACUUAAGAAUCUAUUUGCGCAAGUAAUUGAUACAAAAAAAAAGUUACUUAAUUGCCACUAUCGCCAUACACAAUUUAUAAUAUAUAAAUAUAUAAAUAUAUAUAUAUAUAUAUAUAUAUAUAUAUAUAUAUAUAUAUAUGCUUCACUAAUACUCUCAAGGUUGCAAAUUAGGAUUAAUUUUUUUUACAAUGGUUAUUUUUAAUUAUUAUUAUUUUUUUUUAAAUACUAGAUUUACGUGGUUUUUUUUAAGUUAUCGUCGGUAUUCAACUUUUUUUUUUUAUUUAUAUUUAUUUGAGAUUUAGCUUUUAAGCGAAGGUGCCUGGAAAACGAAAGGCUGUUUACUCGUGACUGUCUGCUACUGUGAUGUGGUCGUAUAAUAUUUAAUCGAUUUUUUUACUCCUUUUUUUAAUAAAUAUAAAGAAAAAAAAAAGAAGCGAUACUAUAGCUUGCUUCAGUCACGUUUGGAUUAUUCUUUCGUUCUAGAGUUAUGAGAGAAUAUCGUGACGACGACUACGAGCUUUGGUAUCAUUACUUUAAAAAAAAAGUAAAGCAAAAAAAAAAAAUCCCCUUUUUUUAAGUAUUUUAUUUUUUUGUAGGUUAUUUUUUUUAGACAUUCUAGUUUAAUUAUUACUUUUUAAUUGUAUUUUUCGAUUUUUAUUCUUUUUUAUUUUAUUUUUUUUUAUUUUGAUUCGUUUUACUAUUGAUUUUGUUUUUCAACUCAACAAAAACGAAUUCAACUUCCACGUACCUGAAAUAAAAGCUCAAAUCAAGUUUCUUUAUAGUCUUAAAAAACAAUUUUUUAACGAACUCGACUCUAGAAUGAAACGAUAAAUCCGGUUGAAUUCAAGACAAGAGUCCCUCCACUGUGUUUUGCUCAUAAUUAAUCACUCUCCCUUAUACAUAUAUAUAUAUAUAUACAGAUAUUAAAAAAGAGUGCAAAAUUUUCGAAUGCAUCGACAUUUACUUGACGAAAUAAAUAAUAUUAAUAGUUGUUUGCUUCGCAACACACGACAAAUCCCGACAAUUUGCUCAAUUUGAAUUCGGUUAGUUCUUUUUUUUUGUACAUAUUCUUUAAGUACAGUGAUGAAAAUAAAAUAUUGUAAAUAAAAAGUGCUUGUCAAUUUUUUAUUGAUAUAAUAUUAAUUGAUAUUUGUGAAGUAGUUAAUUGAAAUCAAUAUUGGUAUUUACUAUUGAUAAAAAUAUUAAUAUUAUCAAUUUAUCAAUAUUAAUAAUACGGUUAAUACUAAUAAAUAUAAAUAUUACUGUUAAUAUUAAUAAAUAUUAACUUUUUAAUAUUGAUUUUUAUUGAUUGUAAAUCAAUUCGCUUCAAUUAAAAUGACAAGACUUGAAUAAUUAAAAAAUAUUCUCGCUUAGAGGGGGAAAAAUUCUGUAAUUAUUAUUAAAAACGUUGACUUGAAAUAAUUAGAAGUGUUGCAUUCGUGUAAUAUUUAAAAAAAAAAAAUUUAUCUUUAAGGUUUUUAUUCAUCAGCGAUAGUUUCCAAAUAUUUUCUCUUUUGUUCGAGAAAAAUAUAUAUAAACUAAAUUAUAAAUUGUUAUUUGUUGUUAAUUACUCUAAUUAUUAAUUUAUUAUGAAUGAUUGAAGUUAUUAAAAAACUUUUUUUUAAAUAAUUUUAUCAAAACUGUCCAUGGAAAAGAACCUUAUAAAAAAAUUCGUGUUAGAGUCGUGAAAACUUGUGCUUUAAAAAAAAAAAAAAAAAAAAAAAAGGAAAGCAAAAUCAGUCUGUGAUCAGUUGAUACUCAAAUAUUACAAUUUAGUCUCGAUUACACGGUCUAGUUAUAAUAGAUUUAAACAAUGAGUUUUUUGGAAUUGACAAAGUUUAUUAUAUUAUUUUUUUUGUCAAAUGCUAUUGAAAAUGUUGAUUCCUUCGCGUUUCCUUUAUAUAAUAUGAACGAGAUAAUACUUAUCGAAUUUUUCAUUGUUGUAUUAUCAUGAAAAAUCCGAAUUCCGUCAAUAAAAUAUGGUAAGUCGAUGAUGUUUGCGAAGCAAGUAACAAAUGAAAAAAAAAAUAAUAAAAUAAAAUACAAGCCCGAGGUAAUACCGUUCAAUUGACAAAGCAAGAGGAAUAUUAUGUAAAGAAACAUUACUAUUUUUAUAUGAAUACAAACAUCGUAGACAGUGUGAGUACUGAACCUAAGUGAGUGAGUGUAGAAGGAGAGAAAGAGAGAGAAAGGUUCAUAGCAGGAUUUUUUUUUUUUUUUUUUUUUUUUUUUAUAAAGAAAAUGAAAACAAAAAUAGGAUACAUGGAAAUUUAUCCGUCCGCAGGUGGUUAUAGGUCAGUACCGGACUAUGCUGUGCUGCUAUUAGUUACAUUUUUAACCCGAAAUUACAAAAAAUAAUUAUUAUUAAUCAACUUAUGUAACAAAAUGAUGAAAAGUGCGCGUGCCAAUCAUACAAAAUAGAAAAAAAAAAUUUAUUGGCAAAAUUCUGUGAAUCAUUUUUGACUCGUCAAUUUGUAUAUAUAUAUAUUUAAAAUUUUUAAUUAUAAUUUAUGUCAAUUACAAAUUUUUUUAUUUAAAUUAAUUUAAUUACUUUUUUUUUUUUAUUUAAUUUCUCGAAAUUUUGGAUUAAUAGAUCCAAAUUUUUGUUUUAAGAUUAAAAAUACUCAUUUUGUGCUUAAUUUUAUUUUCAAUAGGGAAAGAAAGAAAUUAGUAAUUUUAAUUACUAAUUUUUAAUCACACCCUGAUUUAUUGUAAAUAUUUACAUUAAUUUUAAAAUUAAAUUUAUAAAUAAAUAAUAUUAAUUAUUAUUAAAUUAUAAUUAAUAUAAAAUUAAUAAAAAUAAGUAUAUAAUUACUAUUAUUAUUAUUAUUAAUUGAUAAUAAGUAAUUUUAGAAAAAAAAAAUUAUUUUUCGCAAAAGAAAAAUUAAAUGAUAAAUCGGGUCUCAAUUUGUGUUGAAUGCAUUUUUUAUACUCUGGUUUGCGCACUUUUCCUAAAGAAGAGAGAAAAAAAAACUUAAACGUGUUGACUUAAUAUACUCGACGUGAAAGGUACGCUUAGGUUCCAAGGUUCGUGCUCAAUUUAUUAGUGUUGAAUAAAAAUAAAAAUUAAAAUAAAUAAUGAGAGAAAGUGAUAGAGAGAAAGAGAGAGAGAGAUUGAGAUUGAGAUUGAGAGAGAGAGAGAGAGAGCGAUGAUGAUAAUGUUGAUACUGAUGAUGUUAAAAGUCAGAAAGUAAGACGAAAGUACUCGCUAGAUUAAGAAAAAAUAUCGUUCAAUUGUCAAGAGUACCAAGAACAAAAUGAAAAGAAAAAAAUAUCUUUUUUGUUCUGCUUUUUUAUUUAAGAAAAAUAUUAAUUAUUAAAUAAUUCUUGAUGAUGCGCCUAACGCCUAUAUAAAUAAAUAAAUAUAUUGUUUUAACGCGCCUUGGUACCUUUUUGAAAAAAAAACCAUCAUUUUACUUGGAUACUCCCACGUUGUAAAAAUAUAUUACGCCUGGUGAACUUGAUAACAAAUAUAUGCCUACACGCAAAAGGGAGAUCGAGACAAUAAAUGUAAUCCUGUUACACUGAGA